This is a messenger RNA of Diversispora eburnea, 302 nucleotides long. Lineage: Eukaryota; Fungi; Glomeromycota; Glomeromycetes; Diversisporales; Diversisporaceae. The record is from the annotation of a GenBank genome assembly.
AUGACUAGAAAAAAUAAAAAAAAUACAACGUGUGAUUGCUGUGGUCUCCCUCUUUCAACACCACAAAAACUUCGUCAACAUUAUGCUAGUAAUAAAAAUCUAUGCCACUUACCAGUUCUGUCUCCUAAUCAACUACCGCAACUUGAUCCAGAAAUAGAAUAUCUCGAUACAUUAGGAUUAUUUGAUCCUCCAGAAAUUGUUGAGCCUACUCCAUCACCAGAAGCUGAAAGAGCAUAUCUUGAAGCAAUAGAAAUAUUGGAACCUAUCCCUCAAUUUCAUCAAACCGAUAUUAUUAGCUCUGG